Cydia amplana is the source of this 783-nucleotide messenger RNA. RefSeq names its product oocyte zinc finger protein XlCOF15-like. Gene Ontology annotation, molecular function: DNA-binding transcription repressor activity, RNA polymerase II-specific; RNA polymerase II cis-regulatory region sequence-specific DNA binding. The transcript is spliced from 2 exons. Gene Ontology annotation, cellular component: nucleoplasm. Bases 1 to 783 code for a protein of 260 amino acids. NCBI's taxonomy places the organism in Eukaryota, Metazoa, Arthropoda, Insecta, Lepidoptera, Tortricidae. Gene Ontology annotation, biological process: regulation of transcription by RNA polymerase II. The record is from RefSeq and is a predicted model, not a curated record.
AUGUCACCGAAUAACAAUAAAGUAACACACUUUCUCUUCUUUUUAGGUAAAGCUCACAUAGACGAGUUCGUCACAGACGCCCCAGACUUGUCAACUGUCAAACAGCACAUGUGCAAAGCGUGCAAAGUCUCUUACAGACGCCUGUCAGACCUGCGCAACCAUAUAUCGCGCACUCAUUUAAAACAAAAGUUCAUCAAAUGCUCACUCUGCUCCGAAACCUUCAUGUAUCACACUCAAAGAAAAAACCACAUGUAUUCUGUACACGCAGUGGAGAAGCCAGAGAAAUUCCUCUGCGGGCACUGCGGCAGAGAAUUCAAAAGAAAAAAUACUUUAGCAGAACAUAUGAUGGAUGUACAUAUAGAAAGGAACUGCUCGCAUUGUGAGCUCAAGUUCGUUAGGAAAAAAAUACUGUUUCAUUUAAACGAGGCACACGGCGUUCCUAUGCCGACCUGUGGAAUAUGUGGAUUGCGGUCCAUAAAAGAGAGCGCCUUAAUCAGACAUCAACGGAACGUGCAUCUGAAUGAAAAAAAUAUUGUGUGCAAAAUUUGCAAGCGGAGAUUUUUCACUCGAUCUAACUUGCAUGAUCACAUGAUCACGCAUAAUCAAGACAGGGUGUUCAAGUGCGACGUGUGUGCUAAGACGUUUGCCAGAAAGGAGUGUUAUCGGACACAUUAUAGGAUCCACACUGGCGAAAAACCCUACAACUGCGAAGUGUGCGGUGCGGCUUUUGUGCAGCGAGCCGGACUUAGAUUCCAUGCGAAAAGCCAUCACCGAGACAAGUGA